Messenger RNA from Brassicogethes aeneus, 334 nucleotides. The record is from the annotation of a GenBank genome assembly. Lineage: Eukaryota; Metazoa; Arthropoda; Insecta; Coleoptera; Nitidulidae.
CGUUAAGCAGUUAUUCAUAAUGGAUUUUUUAACAGUGGAAGAAAAAAUAGAAAUGAUUUUGAUUUAUGGAGAAGCAGGCAGGAAUCUUGAUGAUGUUAAUAUCUACGCUCAGAGUUUUCCGGAUAAAAUUCGAUCACGUCAUUUCAGUGUACAGUCAAGUAGUUUACUACAAACGGGAGUGUUCAACCGAAAAAAAGAGUUCGUCAAGCAACAGUUACAGUUUAAAUAUACCCCUAGCUACAAUGAUCUUCAGUUAAAGUAUUUAAUAAACAAAAUAUACCAACGAAUUUUAAUGUUUGAUUUACGCAAAAUCUUGAAAACAAGAGCUAAAUGA